GUCGGACUCGCCGGCCGGGGAAGGCCCGGGCCCUCAGCUGCGCUUUGUGCUGCAGGGGUUAGUCCGUAGCGCCAGCCACCCUCCUGCGGCCCACGCCCGCCGGGCAGCAGCCGAGAGGCGACGCGCUGGGACCUCUGGAUGUUGCUGCCGUGGUGGGAGCAUGCACCGGGGGCCAGUCCCUGGACCAGCGAGGGCGGGCGGCUGUCCCCGCUCAGAGCACGGAAGCAUGUCCCAGCAGCACUCAGCCAUCUAGGCCGGCCGGCACCGCGGAGGGCCCAGGAUGGAGGCCGGGCACAAGGCGCUGCCGGGCGAGGAGGCCGGGGACGGGCCGGAGGACGGCGGCGGGGGGUGGAACCACAAAACCAACCCCUUCUGGACGGCCGUCUUCGACUACGAGGCGGCGGCGGAAGAGGAGCUGACGCUGCGGCGCGGCGACCUGGUGGAGGUGCUCUCCCAGGACUCCACCGUGUCGGGAGACGAGGGCUGGUGGACGGGGAAAAUCGAGGACAGGGUGGGCGUCUUCCCCUGUGACUACGUGGCCAGCGGCCCCCCGGGCGGCCCCUACCCUCUGCCGCUGGAGAUCUCCUUCCAGGAGCUGCUGCUGGACGAGAUCAUCGGGGUGGGGGGCUUCGGGAAGGUCUACAAGGGCGUGUGGCGGGGGGAGGAGGUGGCGGUGAAGGCGGCGCGCCAGGACCCCGACGAGGACAUCAGCACCACGGCCGAGAGUGUCCGGCAGGAGGCCCGGCUGUUCUGCAUGCUGCGCCAUCCCAACAUCAUCGCCCUGAAGGCCGUGUGCCUCCAGCCCCCCAACCUGUGCCUGGUGAUGGAGUACGCCCGGGGCGGCGCCCUCAACCGAGCGCUGGCCGGCAGGAAGGUGCCGCCGCACGUGCUGGUGAACUGGGCCGUGCAGAUCGCCCGCGGCAUGAACUACCUGCACAAUGAGGCCGUGGUGCCCAUCAUCCACCGCGACCUGAAAUCCAUCAACGUCCUGAUCCUGGAGAAGAUGGAGGACGGGGAGCUGGGCGGCCGCACGCUGAAGAUCACGGACUUCGGGCUGGCGCGCGAGUGGCACAAGACGACCAAGAUGAGCGCAGCCGGCACCUACGCCUGGAUGGCGCCCGAAGUCAUCCGGCUCUCGCGCUUCUCCAAGAGCAGCGACGUCUGGAGUUUCGGGGUGCUGCUGUGGGAGCUGCUGACCGGGGAGGUGCCGUACCGGGAGAUCGACGCUCUGGCCGUAGCCUACGGUGUGGCCAUGAACAAGCUGACGCUGCCCAUUCCCUCCACCUGCCCCGAGCCCUUCGCCCGCCUGCUGGCAGAGUGCUGGGACCCCGACCCCCACGCCCGGCCGCCCUUCGGGAGCAUCCUGGGGCGGCUGGUGGCCAUCGAGCACUCGGCCAUGUUCUCCAUGGCCCUGGACGCCUUCCACUCGCUGCAGGACGACUGGAAGCUGGAGAUCCAGCACAUGUUCCGUGAGCUGCGCGCCAAGGAAAAG
Molecule: messenger RNA, 1492 nt
Organism: Terrapene triunguis (Three-toed box turtle)
Lineage: Eukaryota; Metazoa; Chordata; Testudines; Emydidae
Product: mitogen-activated protein kinase kinase kinase 10
Exons: 4
Biological process (GO): protein phosphorylation; positive regulation of apoptotic process
Molecular function (GO): ATP binding; JUN kinase kinase kinase activity; protein binding
Source: RefSeq, a predicted model, not a curated record